AUGAAGCUCGAGGCGCUGGCCGUGGCGCUGGCCUUUACAGCCUGCACCGUCCUCGCCGCGCCCAGCAACGCCAUGGCCGAGGCGCAGAACGGAGUCGGCGUCGGGCACAUGUUGGAGACGGACUUGCACGGGAUGCUGAAGCGGGGCACGCAGGUCUUCUGCCCGCCAAAGCUCUGCGGCGGGCACGACUGCAAGCGCGAUUUGAACAGGAAGCGCGGCGUCCGGGGCUCUCAUAGGUCACCGUUUUGCUGGUUUUGCCCGCAAAAGGACUGUGGGGGUGCCGAUGAGGACAAGGACGAUGGCGAUGAGCUUGGAGAGGGUCCCGGGAGGGGCCUCCUCCUCCGCGCCCCAACGGUCCCCCUCCUAUUCCGACCCGGCGCCCGGCUCGUCUUCCUGUUCCGACUCGACGCCCGAACGGCCCGCCUGUGCCGACUCGACGCCCGCAUGGCCCGCCUGUGCCGACUCAGCGUCCGGGCCACCAUUCCUAGUCACCGGACGGACGCCACCGGACGAAUGCCGUAG
This is a messenger RNA of Hirsutella rhossiliensis, 522 nucleotides long. RefSeq lists its product as uncharacterized. NCBI's taxonomy places the organism in Eukaryota, Fungi, Ascomycota, Sordariomycetes, Hypocreales, Ophiocordycipitaceae. The coding region runs from base 1 to 522 and encodes 173 amino acids. The transcript is spliced from 2 exons. The record is from RefSeq and is a predicted model, not a curated record.